Molecule: messenger RNA, 1250 nt
Organism: Lutzomyia longipalpis
Lineage: Eukaryota; Metazoa; Arthropoda; Insecta; Diptera; Psychodidae
Product: protein ILRUN
Exons: 2
Coding region: 268-1062 (264 amino acids)
Biological process (GO): macroautophagy
Cellular component (GO): phagophore assembly site
Molecular function (GO): ubiquitin binding
Source: RefSeq, a predicted model, not a curated record
UGAAAAAAUAUGAAAUGUCAUCGCUGUCAUUGACCAAAAUAUUUAGACAGCAAAUCGGGUUGACAUUGACUUUUAGAACGGAAUAUUUUUUAUUUGCUUUUAUUUCUCUGUGGGGCCCUGAAGAAUCCUCACAAAUUGUCGCUCACAGAGUGUGUGUAUUCGCGCCCCAUUUCCGCAGAGUUUUCCAGGAAGACGAAAGAAGUCCAGGUGAAAAAUUUGAAGCAUUGCGUGGAGAGAAAGGUUCACAAGGAAAAAAAUCUCUGGAAUAUGGAUGUUGAUGAAAUUUGCAAUGACAGCAGUAGAUCAUCUCCGGAGCCCCGGGGGGCACAGGAUGACAUCGAUCAGACGCUUUUGCAGUCCUUCAGCUGUCUGGGUACAACAGACCACGAGGAGCUCAUUAGUCAACUGCAACAGAUAAUUGGGCAACAAAUAAGCUACACAACGGCAAAGUUUUUCCUCGACAUGAAUAACUGGAACCUCCAUGCCGCCGUUGGUUGCUACUUUGACUACUACACAGGUCUAAAGACAUUUUCCAUGAAAGUUUUGGUUAAUGUAACAGAUUUGAUAAAAAUACGACCCAAUACGAAUUAUGUACAAACUUGGUUGGUUCUCAAUGAUGGCGAUGAGACCUGGCCCGAGGGGUGCUACCUCCAUCUCGUCUCACCUGCUGAGAAGACAAGAGUACCUGUAAAGCGACUAAAGCCCGGCGAAUCAACGCGAAUUGAUGUGUGGCUCAUGUCGCCCGUGCAGUUGGGUGUGCAUCAGAAUAAAUGGCGAAUGAGUACGCCGUGCGGGAUGUUCUACGGCGAUACCCUGUGGGCCAUGCUGGAAGUUGAUGAGAAUGCCCCAGAUGUCCGGGCUGAGGAUGCAGCGGCACAAACAAAGGAAAUUGAGGAGCGCCUGCAGAAUUUAUGGUCAAACGAAACGAGACCCACAACAGAGAGUCGAAUGGAGCUCGUGCCACAUCAAUCGAAUUACGGACAGUGGCCCAAUAUUCCUGCCACACAGGCUAUUGCACUGCCACCACCACCCCCGGGGCCCUCGGAGGAUACGGAAAUGUGAUUGAGGGGGGCACCACCACCAAUGGAUGUUCCCGAAACAUCAAAUUAUUAAGCAGUGUGAGAAAGAGAGAUAAAAUUGUACUUGAAAGCAGCGCUAGGGAGGAAAAUCUGUUAUUUUUACAUCUCUUAAUCCAUUCUUCUUUUUUUUUUUAAUUAAUCUUUUGGGAUUAAAAAAUUCUUUAAAAUGAG